AUGGAACUCGUGAAGCUGCUCACCUGCACUGUCGUCAUUAUUUGCUCAUCUAAGUCUUUCAUCAAAUUUCUGCUUGAACUCAAGGAGGCGAUCUAUGAUAAUCCUGUGGAAACGAUAAAAGUCUGUGUGCCAGCAUUGAUCUACACUCUACAGAACAAUCUCUAUUACGUCGCACUUACUCAUCUGGAGGCUACCACAUUUUGUGUAGCAUAUCAAAUGAAGAUCUUCACUACAGCUUUGUUCAUGUAUUUCUUCUUGGGAAAGAAGCUCUCCGUCAAUCAGUGGAUAGCACUCGUGAUUCUGGUUGUAGGUAAACCGAAUAGUAUUUAA
This is a messenger RNA of Cooperia oncophora, 330 nucleotides long. The record is from the annotation of a GenBank genome assembly. NCBI's taxonomy places the organism in Eukaryota, Metazoa, Nematoda, Chromadorea, Rhabditida, Trichostrongylidae.